Sceloporus undulatus (fence lizard) is the source of this 2520-nucleotide messenger RNA. RefSeq names its product heparan sulfate glucosamine 3-O-sulfotransferase 2-like. The transcript is spliced from 4 exons. The record is from RefSeq and is a predicted model, not a curated record. Bases 1 to 1338 code for a protein of 445 amino acids. Gene Ontology annotation, molecular function: [heparan sulfate]-glucosamine 3-sulfotransferase activity. Lineage: Eukaryota; Metazoa; Chordata; Lepidosauria; Squamata; Phrynosomatidae.
AUGGCCAAGCCAGGUUGGUCCCAGCGCCGGGAUAACUUCACAGUGGAGCAAAGAGAAAUAAACCCCAACCACCAUCCCAUGCGCCCACAUGAUGCGGCCGGGGCUGGGCGAGGCGGCGGGCAGGCGGCAUGGCCCCCCCCGGGGGCCGAGGCGGAGGCGGCGGCGUUGGGGUCGGGAUCCCGAGGGUCCGGUUGUGGGGCGGCGUCGGGGCUCCCUAAGGAGGCGCCGAAGGGCUGGGCGGCGGGGCGUCGUUCGCGGGUGGGGAGCAGCGGCCGCCGUCUGCUCUGCAUGUGCAGCCUCUCGCUGUGCCUGACCUACGCCUGCUACAGCCUCAUGGCCGGGGGGGCCCCCCUCGAGCCCCAGGGACCCCCGCCCGCCUCCGGCCCACGCAGCCCGGCCCCGCCUCGCCCCUCCGCCGCCAGCCCCGGCCCCGACCCCUCGCCCGCCCCCAGCGGGGAGCCCCCCAGGCAGCCCGGCCCCGGGACCCCCAGCCCUUCCCCGCCUCCCGAGGCCACGCCGGGGAGCCCCUCGGAGGAGCCCGGGGAGAAGCGUCUGCCGCAGGCGCUGAUCGUGGGCGUCAAGAAGGGCGGCACCCGCGCCCUCCUCGAGGCCCUCCGCGCCCAUCCCGACGUCCGCGCCGUCGGCACCGAGCCCCACUUCUUCGACCGCCACUUCCACCGGGGCCUCGCCUGGUACAGGGACCUGAUGCCCAAGACUCUGGAAGGGCAGCUGACCAUGGAGAAGACCCCGAGCUACUUUGUCACCAAUGAAGCACCAAAGCGGAUCCAUGCUAUGGCCAAGGACUCCAAGCUGAUCGUGGUGGUGCGGGACCCAGUCACCCGGGCCAUUUCGGACUACACUCAGACCCUCUCCAAGAAGCCCGAGAUCCCCACCUUUGAGGUGCUGGCCUUCAAGAACCGGACCCUGGGGCUGAUAGAUGCUUCCUGGAGUGCCAUUCGCAUCGGGAUCUAUGCCCUGCACCUGGAGAGCUGGCUUCAGUACUUCCCACUCUCCCAGAUCCACUUUGUCAGUGGGGAGAGGCUGAUCACCGAUCCGGCCGGGGAGCUGGCCAAGGUGCAGGACUUCUUGGGCCUCCGGAGGGUUGUGACGGAGAAGUAUUUCCACUUCAACACCACCAAGGGCUUCCCCUGCCUCAAGAAGCCCGAGGACAGCGCCGGCACCCCCCGCUGCCUUGGGAAGUCCAAGGGACGGCCUCACCCCAAAAUCGACCGAGAUGUGAUCCAGCGGCUGCGGAAGUUUUACAAGCCAUUCAACGUCAUGUUCUACCAAAUGACAGGCCAGGAUUUCCAGUGGGAGCAGGAAGAUGGUGAAAAGUGACACUGGGGCAGGAAAAGAGAAACCAGCUCCUCUCCGGAGAGAUGCGUCCAGAGAAGGCAAGGAAAGUGCCUGACUUUCCUUCCCUGAGAUCCAGGACCACCACACUUCUGCCACAAUGACUGGGGAAGAUUUUUCUUGAGGAACUAAAGCUGCUGCCAAGCCAUGGUCCUUCUUGGGACAUGGGACGUCGGCCCCCACACCCGGCUCCCACCUUCCUCUGCCACUGGAGCUGGAGGGCAGAGACUGGCCAAGGGCAGCUCCCUGUGGGCACCUUCUCACCUUUAGUUCAGCUGAGGCCGAGAGGAGAGACCUCUGGGCAAACAAGGCCAGGAGCCCCGCAGCCUCUGCAGGGGCCCAUGUCCCACUCCGAACCGUUCGCAGGGAGCCACCCAUCAGUGGUACCAGAUGAAGAGGAGGAGAAGAGGAAGAAGAGCCAAGCCAUUUCACCCAUCCUGCUGCUGCACCACAUUUUCAGAGGUUUAUUUUUGAUACAGGUUGAACUACCAACAAUGGGAUGAAGGCUCCAAAAAGCCAGAGGGGUCUCUCCAGUGGUGGUCCCACUCAGUGGCUCCUGAAUCCCGACGUUCUGCUUUUCCUCCCAAGCACAAAGCCUGAGGCUGGUUUGCUGCCCCCCUUCUCCCUGGAUGGUGGGCAUCGGGGCUCUUCUCUUUUGGGGGGGGCAUGGGGAAACUGGGCACUUCUCCCUUUAGCAAGAGCUGGGGGCCAGGGGGUGUUGGGUGGAUGCCCCUCCACCAGCCCCACCUAAGAGCCCCCUCUUCUCCCACCCCACUGCCCUCACCCUACUCUUCUGCUCCAAAAAGCCCAUCAGUCUUUGGGGGAAGUCACUGCCUCAGAAAGCAUUUGGCUAAAUUUUUGUUUUUCAUCUCCCCUCUUUAAAUGUCAGCACUCCCAGCACGCAGGAGAUUGAAUUUUUGUAUUUGAUUUCAAUUAGCAAAGCAUAAAUUAUAUUUAAUUUUCUACACACAAAGACUGGAUGAGUCAUUGUCCUGGAAAUCCAGGGAUAUUAUAGUACAGAGACUUGACGGCGGAAGAGAGUUCUGGUGCUCCAAGCACAAAGGCUCGGCUGGGGCAGCCAUCAUCCAUCCGUAUCCUCGGCCCAGAGAGAUUGGUCUGCCGGCUGGAGUCAAACCUCACAGAAACAAUAAAAACCUUCCAACAGCA